This is a messenger RNA of Drosophila melanogaster (fruit fly), 8446 nucleotides long. RefSeq names its product luna (gene luna). Lineage: Eukaryota; Metazoa; Arthropoda; Insecta; Diptera; Drosophilidae. The record is from RefSeq and is marked reviewed. Gene Ontology annotation, cellular component: nucleus. Bases 1392 to 3104 code for a protein of 570 amino acids. The transcript is spliced from 5 exons.
AGUCAAAUUUUAGAAGUCGAAGCGGAAAGACGCGUUUUUCUCACGUCCUCUUCUCUGCCGGUUAUUCGGGAAAUCGCAGUCGCAGUCGCAAUCGCAGUUAUCGGUCUAAAUCUAUGCAAUCGCACUGAUAAUUAUUUUGGCCAAAAAUAACAAAAUUCGCCGAUCUGAAAGAUACGAAUACGAAACCCAAUGGAUUGCCAAUUUGUUUAUAUGCCAUGGUUGCGUUCGUGUGUGCGCGAGUAUCUGUGUGAGAAGCGCGUGUAAACAAAAAAAAAGAAGAAAUAAAAAUAAACGAGCAGUGUAUCUUCUUCGGCUCUGAUAAGCUGACAAGUUUGAUAAAACACCAACCGAUGGUUGUUGUUGUUAACAGCUAGGAAAACACAAGUGCUACUGCAUAAGAAAAGCCCCCCUCCCCCCCUCGCUUCAACCGACCAUCUGAAUUACGAAUCCAAACAAAUAUCGCCGGCUGGCGGAAUAAUAAGUGAAAUUCAAGAUACAAUUGUAAAUACAGCGGAAUUAUUGGAAAAUAUACAUAAAUAUCAUCGCCGGUAUCGGUGCCAAUUAAAGCCGUGAAAAAUUUGCUGAAACAACAACAAGCAACAACGACAACAACAACAGCAGAAAGCUAUUAUUGUGUAAAGUAUACGACUAAGUUCUUAUCGGUGUGCGAUCGUUGUUGUUUAUAUUAUUAUUAUUAUUCUAUAUGCUGGUUCGUUGAGUUGUUGUUAUUGCCUUAGCCGGCGUCGCGUCGGUGUUAGUGUGUCGGUGUGUUUGUGUGCAAACGAGUUUGCAAAUACAACAAAAAGGAAGGAAAAAAUUAUUGCAGUUACGGUGGCAAGUGUUGCAGAUAUACCAGCAGCAGCAGCAGCAGCAGCAGCAGCAGCAACAACAACAACAACAAGUUAGCCAGAAACCAACACGCAAGAGGCCACAAAAAUAAUUGGAAUGUAACAAAUCUGAAUGAAAGUGCUGAAGUUAAAUAAAUUUUUAAGUGAAUAAGAAACCGAAAAAUACCACACAUAAAUGACGAGCGUUUGCAGAGUGUAGAUAAUUACAUAUUAGUUGUAUCUUAUUCAUAUAUAGGGCAAUAUUCAAUCGCGAGUGCUAAAAUGCUGUCCUCCGCAGCAUCGCUCAUCGUCGGGAUGCAGAAAUCGAUCUGAAAUCAAAAUUAAGAAAAGAAAUCAAAAUAUAUAUAUUUGUCGCUCUAAGUAAUCAAUCGUCGUAGCCAAUCAAAUCAAAAUUGCAUCAAAAGCCAACUCAAAUUGUUGCCCCACCAACAGUUUGAGUGCACAUUCAUUUCGGCCCCCACUGUUCCUGUUCGUGAAACAUUCAAAAACGGCCUCAAAACGGAGUCCCUAGAGUUUCUGCGUUGCGAGGAAGAGGAUAUCAAGAUGGAUAUCCUACCGAGUGGCAACAUCUUCAGCGAGCUGGAGCGGAUCUGCACCACCGGCUACUACUCGUCGCAGCCGUCGAUUGAGGAUCAAUGGCAACAGACCUGCUACGAACUGGAGCGCUAUCUGCGGGAUGAGCCCAAGCUGCAGAAGAAGAUGCACAGCAAUCUGGACAAUCCGUGGGACAUAUUCUCCACACCCGCCCGCCUGCUCGAGGAGCUGAAGAUCAAGGAGCAGCACCUGGACACGAUCUCGACGACCUCCUCGGUCUCGUCCAACUGCUCGGGCACCUCCUGGGACAGCAAUGGUUCCCAGGCACUGAGCUGCUCGGUGCUGGUCAAGCAGGAGCGGAUCGACGAGGAGGACGACGAUGUGGGCUGUGACGACAAGCUGAGCGUGCUGCUCGCAGCUCCGCCCUCGGCCAUCUCUCCCAAUCCCAGCAUCGGCAGUGCGGGCAACAUGACGCCCACCAGCAUCAGCAACAGCAGCAGCAUCAGCAGCAGCAAUAGCCACAGCAAUAGCAACGGCAACACCACCGGCAGCAGCAACAUCAUCGCCAGCCCGCUGAGCAGUCUGGGCAGUGGCAGCACCAUCACAGUGAGUUCCCGCAACAGUUCGGCGCCGGGCAUCAAGGUGCGCGUCGUCCAGGCCAAGAAUCACCCGGGCAGCAAUGCGAGAAUGCACCUGGGGCAUGUCCAGGACUUUGUGUUGCCCACGCUCACGCCGCCCUCUUCGCCAGAGUCCAACCUGCGCAGCCACAAUUACGCCCAGCAGCUGGAGGCCAACGAUUUGGCGGCACUGAUACAGCAGCAGCAGCAACAGCAACAGCAACAGCAGCAGCAGCAGCAGCAGCAGCAGCUCAAUCCACAGCCCGGCAACUCCACACCCGCUACAGCAAUCCUGCGCUUCACCAGCCAGAGCAAUCCCACAAUGACGCAACUGCAGCAGCAGCAGCAGCAGCUGGCCGUCCAGCAUUUGAGCAUAUCGCCACAGGCCCUUGGCCACAGCAACAUCGGCAGCAAUUCGCCCAAGAGCAGCAGCAGCAGUAGCAGCAACAGCAGCAAUAGCAGCAGUAGCAGCCACAGUAGCAGCAGCAGCAUCAGCGGCAGCAGCGACCAGCCAACACACAGCAACAUUCCGCGCAGCACCAUCGUCCGCCUGACGACGGCCAACGGGAAGCCAGGAGCGGCUGGCAUCAGUCUGGCCCGGGUCAUCCAAAUGCAGAAUAACGGCAAUGCCAAUGUUGCCGCCGUGCUCAGUGCAGCAGCCAACAGCGGCAGCAGCAACAGCAACAGCAACAGCAGCAGCAGCAACACCAGCAGCAACAGCAUCAACACAGCGACGCCGCAGCAACAGGUGCUUUCGCAACGGUCGGAAAAGUCGGCGAAUGGCUCCUCGAAACCGCACCACCCGCGCCAGCAUCACAGCGAUCACAGCCCGGACGCCAAGCGGCGGAUACACAAGUGCCAAUUUCUCGGCUGCAAAAAAGUCUACACGAAGAGUUCGCACCUGAAGGCCCACCAAAGAACGCAUACAGGUGAAAAGCCGUACAAGUGCUCCUGGGAGGGCUGUGAAUGGAGGUUUGCGAGGAGCGACGAGCUGACCCGCCACUACCGCAAGCACACAGGUGCCAAGCCGUUCAAGUGCCGCAACUGCGAUCGCUGCUUCUCGAGGUCCGAUCACCUGGCGCUGCACAUGAAGCGCCACAUGUGAGGCGAGAUUUAAGCAGGGCCAUCCGGAAGAGCCGGAAAAUCCAGAGGCAGAGGGGAGGAGGAGGAAUCCAGCGGAAACUGUGUGCCAUCAAGGAACGAUGAAAAACUUGCGUAACGCUAAUCAAAACCACUUUAUUCGUGGAGCAUAGAGGGGUGGGAAAGUAAUCAAGGAAAAAACCAACUAGGGAAAACAUCACAACACAAGCACAAAGAUGGAAACUCAAGUUCUCUGAUUCCGAUUGACAUUUGUGUUGCCAUUAUUGUCGCCGUUAUCGUUUUCGUUAUCGUAUGGUUAUCGUCGUUAUCGUUUCAAUUGCAAAUUCGAUUUGUUUCAAUGCCUUGUUAAGAAUAAGUUUAAGCUUUAGCAGCCUGAUCACAUUUCCCCAUUCACACCUAUCAUUUAGCCGCAAGUUCUGAACAAACAGCAAAAAUUGUGUACAAUUUACCAAAGCUAAGCUGAUUUCUUUAAUUAGUAAAGCAGCGACAAAAAUCCAGCAUUUGCUAGAAAAAAAAACAAAAAAAAAUAGUAACUUAAUAAUAAUUUUGUUUUCAUACACUGCCAAAAUGAAAAUGUAAAAAAAGCAAAAUAAAAAAAAAAACAAAAAACUAAAAGCUAGAAAAAAUAUAUGUACAUGUAAAGAAUUAUAAUAAGUAAUUAGUUUCAUAUGUCAGCAUCAGUAAAUAGAAACACAAAUACAAGAAAAAAGUAAAAGUGCAAAAUAUGUUUUAAACAAAACGAGAGAAAACAGAAAACGGUGAAAAUGCUUAUUUUCUUAAUUUUAAUUUAAUUUUAAUUGUAUUUUAAGUGUUGCCUAGGUCUGAAAAUUUUCACAUUUCACCGCACCACUCAAAAUUGGAAAGCUAUAAACAUAAAGUUUAUUGAAUGCCUAUAUUAAAUUUAAUUGAUAUUCGGAAUAUGACAUAAACGCAUUUUGGUUGCUCUGUUUUUAAUGAAUAUACGUAAUUAUUUAAUGUAAACAAUUUCUCUUAUGCAUUGCCUAAGUGAUGGAAGAAAGUAUUACGAACACAUUUUGAUACGUUUAACUAAUUUAAUCAAAAUUUGUAUUCUCAAUCGAAAAUCGAAACAAAAUUUAACUUCGACUUAACAUACAAAUUCUUCUUUACGUGCCUCAUUAAUGUUAAUUUAAUCAAAUCAAUCAAUUCCUUUUUAGCUAAGCCACAUUUUUUCGGAACCCUCUUGAUUUGCGGUAGACUUAAAAAUUUCAUUGGAUCUUUUAUUUUUUUGUGCGUGCUGCUUCUUAUUUUGUAGUUUAUCAUUUCCUCAUUCUUGGUUAUAAUGAUUUGUUUAUUUUUAAUUAUUUUUAAAUAAAGAAAAAGUAUGUGAAAAGCGAAUGUUCCAUUGACUUAUCAUUUUACACCAGCACCCCUCAGCAAAUGAAACACGACAUCAAAGUAUACAAUAUUGAUCGAGAUAUCGGUCAAUCAUUAUGGUUUGUGUGAUGAGAAAUUCUGUGAUCCAGAGAACAACAACAACAAAAUAGCUAAGGCAAAGAAAAAUAAUGGGAAAACCAAAAACCAAUGACAAGGCAGGCAAUCAACUGCAGCACACAUGCACUAAAAAUGCUAUAGAAAAACGUAUGGGGCUUAUGGUGGAGAGAAGUCCUCUCCAAUUGUGCCCAAGAAAGGAGCAUAAAAGUUUAGAAAAGCUCCACACAUAUAUAUAUAUAUAAAUAUAUAUAUAUAAAAUAUAAAUGUUUAUGUACAUACAAACACGAAAUACAAUUUGACUCCUUUUCUAGCUUUAUUCUCACUGAUUGUCGAUGAUGUGUAGAGAAUUUUGACGGUUUCGACUGUAAUCAUGGUCGAAAUCAUUAUGUACGGUGUUGCUUGUGCUUUGUGUCAUUUGAGUGUUAUCGUAUUUGUAUGUAUCUGUAUAUCAAUCAGAUCAACUCGCCACAAAACGGAUAAUCCCAAUAGACCCCAUGGGGUCCUUCCAGUUCCAGAAUCCCGUUUGGCUUCCAAGCGAAAAUUGCACUGAACAAUACUUAAUGAAUACGUGAAAAUCAAUAUCCAAAUCCAAAUCCAAUACCAAUACGAUGUGUCAAAAAUGCUUCAAUCAGUUUAGUCUAACUUUUGAGAGAAAACCGAAAAACGAAAAACGAAAAAACCAAAAGCAGUAAAAUAGAAAUCCCGAAUAUAUAAAAUAUUUUGUAUAGAAAACCUUUAAACUAAAAUCGAAAGCGUAAGGCAAAUUUAGAUCCUAAAGCAGAUAUUCGAUAGUCACGAGCGCAGAGUGAGCGACAGUAUAGAUAUGGAUAAAUAAGAAUAUAUAUAUAUAUAUAUAUAUGUAUUUUACAAACCGAAGAAGUGUAUUUUAAAAUGAGAAAAUUAAACAAAAUUAUUGUGUAAAAAGGUAAAACAAAAUGAAAGACUGGUCAACGAGGUGUUCCGCGUUUAUGCAACAAUUGCAAAAUAGAAAAAGUAAACAAAUAUAUAUACAUAUAUAUGUAUAUGUACACGUACGAGUGUAAGAGAUUUCGAACCCAAAGGAUUAAGCUACUGUACUCCCCCCUAAUUGCAUAUAGUGUUCGAGCGAUUAGUUUAAGACCCACUCGAUCAUUUCGAUUAUCCGAUUCGGCAGCAAAACUACGCAUACGUAAGAGGGAAGGCCUUGCCGCGAUCCCGCAAUUAACGUUAAUGAAGUACGAAUUUUAAGUAACGCUGAAUGUGAGUCUAGAGAGUACUAAACCGAAACUAUGAAUAUAUUUUAGUGUCUACACUUGAGCAUUUUACAUCGGCUAACUACCCGGGGUCUGCCCUUUGCGAAGUCAACCAGCCGGCAGUCUGUUGUGGACUCUGCUGCUAAGGGAAAAUCUAUAAACAUUUUCUACAGAUUUACAGCACAGAGGCCGGAAGUCAAAAGUCGCAGGGCAGGCAAAAUAUUUGGCAGCAGGCACACAUAAAAAUAAAUAAAGUAUACUAAAACUAGAGUAAAUACAUUUUAAUUUCGUUUAGAGUUUCGUUUGCAAAUGUGCUUAGCAAUUUUCCCAUUCCCUACCCCGUUUCCAGUUUUCCCCACAUUUCCGCCCACCCGGAAGCGGAAUAUCAUAAGCGUUUAGUUUAAGAGUAGACUAAAUGGCGCAGGGCCAAGCUUAGUAUAGCAGAAAUAUAUGGAAGGAGAUAGGCAUAUACACACACACACACAUAUAUAUAUAUAGUAAAAUUGUUGUUUUAUUUAUGAGUCGAACUAAUGUCCCGUCAGUUGACUAAGGACAACGCCAAGAAAUAAAAAAUAGUUUUUAGGAGAAAUAGUUUCACGACUUUAUUCUUUGGAUCUCAGCUUAAGACUAAAAAUCAAAUGCAAAUUGGAUUGAGGAGAAGCCUCAGUAUUUGAACAAUAUUUGUAUUUCGGGAGAGCCUCGCUCUUGGGUUCUUAAGAUUAGGUAGCGUUGAAAGAGGGCAGUCAAAUCUGCUUAGGUCAGGCUUUAGGAUGUUUACAAGAACGGCUGCGCUGCCAAAGAUAACGAAUGCUGCGCAGCUGGGAUACGUUAUGGAAAAUUACUAGAGUGCAUUACUGAUUUCUUUGAAAUAAUGGAAGUGGCUGGUUUGGACCACCCAAAUACGUCACUAUAUAGGGUCGGAAAAUGGGAAAUGGUAUCGGUAAUGUGGGCAAGGGUGUGACAGGGGGGGGUAGGGGAUUUGGGAAUCUGGGGAGGGAAAGGAGUAAAACAUUUUAUGUAGGCAAAUAAGGGCAAAUAAUUCAUAAAAGAUUUUGUGUAUAGUUUAGUGAAAUGAAUUAGUUUAAUGUUAAAUGAACUCAAAAGGAAACUACAUAAAAAAUAUAUGAAUAUAUACAUCGGAUAUGGUAUUAAGAGAAUAUACUUAGUGCGUAUGUCGAACCUAUUUACGUGGCAGUUGUGCGGGUGUGUGUGUGGCUGAGUGAGUGUGUGUAAACUAAAUUGAUGUGUAUCUGUCGAAAGGACGAGUCCGGCGAGAAGAAGUCAGUUUUUGGAAGGAUUAUGCAAAGCAUCUACAAAUUAAGGCACAGCAUUAUAAAUUACAACUAAUGAAGUACGCGUUUAUUUGAGCUACAAACGCACGAACGGUUACUAAAGCUAGAACGGUGAUGGAAUGCAGAUGAGGAGGUCAUAGGUCAUAGGCUUAGCGAAGUGGGGACUACUGACGGUAGACAUUUUGGGGGGGGGGGGGUCAGCAAGUGGUGAUUACUUAGGACUUUUACGCGAUAACUCGGUUUAGCCCUUCCUCGUUUCUGUACAUGAUCGCAACCCCAGGCAUGCAUUCAUAUUUGUAAUUGUAAUCGUAAGGCAGUGUAAUUGAUAUCAAACAUAAGCAGAAAAAAAAAACUACAGAGGUAACGAGGAAAAUUCACAAGUUUCGGCACAGGAGAACCCAAUUGAAAAAUACAUUUUAGGAGUAAGUAAAUCAAAAAAAAAAAAGAACAAAAAAUAGUAAAACCAAAAAUGAAUAAUUGUAUUUAAUGCUUGUGCAAAACAGAAAAAAUUCUUAGCUAAUAGCAAAUAGCGAAAAAUCUAAUUGUCAGUGUUUAAUUACUAUUAUUGAUGUGCAUUCGAUGUGUGCUUAGUUCACAAAACAAAAACAUCCCGUUUACCCAUAUCCCGAUUUUCCACACGUUCCUAAAAUCCUACAAUUGACAGUUGUAUUUUUUACGAUUGAUUGUUUUUAGCGCUUCGCAAGUCAAACAGAAAAUUAAAAACUAUUUAAAAAUCGAGCUAAUAACUGAACUCGAAAAUGAUUUCGCAGCUGACACGAAAUGUUUGCAUAGAUUAUGAGUUGAUUAACUGCGAGAAUAAUUAAUAGAAUUUAAUUCGAUAAGCAUAUUUUCAGCCUCGCCCGUGCCCCUUAGCCACUUAGAUUAUAUAAUUAUAGCAAAAGCAGAAGCGAAAACAAAACAAAAUUAUUGAUCAUUAAACAUUAUUAUUAUUAUUAUUAUUAUUAUUAUGGCUUGUUUGUUGCGGCUUUUUGUGCAUCUCCAUUCGGAAAUCAUUUUGUAUGGGGUAUCAAAUUAUAAGAGAAUCUAGAAAAUAAUAAACACAGAAAAUAUAGCAGAAACAAUUGGGCACACGAAGGCCAAAAACAAAAAAAAAUGAAAACGAAGGAGGACAUUUCUUGUACUUAGGUUUAGUUUAUUAUACAAACGAGAAUAACAUCGGCCGAAUGAAGCCAAUAAUAACAGCUAAAAGUGAAUAACUGAGGAGCCGAAACAAGAUCCAUCAACAUUAGAAAAACGUUAUUUUUAUUCUUGUAUAAGUAUAAACCGAAGGCAUUUUUCCACGUAUGACAACUAUUAUUGUACGUAACUUGAUAUUUUGAUGAGAAUUUCUGUGAACAAAGCAAAAAAAU